AUUAUCUACAUGGGCUGGGUAGAUGAGAAGGAGCAGGACUCCGGUCAGGACCGAAUGUAUUCACCAAAGUUCCUCGCCUUAAAGGGUUCCUCACUCUUCAAGUUCUCAGCACCUCCUGUACGUUUUAUACACCCCCUUUCCUUUAGUAGCAAUGGUAACACUAUUUUAUAGCCUGGUUUAAGCUGGUAUUUACCAGGUAUUUAACUAAGAAACUAUAUGGCAACAAUGGAUACUGGUAACUACCUGCUAAAUACCAGGCUGUAAAAUAAACGGUUACCGUAUCCACUGAUAAAACUAGUUUCUGAAAAUAUGUGUCCAAAAACAUUUUUUUAAAACAGUUUUACAUUGGUCAAUGUUUUCAGCCUAUAAUGGAUUCCAACACACGUUCACCACAUGUUUUAUGGUCUAUUAAACUAUAAAUAGACAGCAAUUAUAAUUCCACACCUGACUGAUGACCAUCUGUGUCCCAUUGCUUGCUAUUUGAUUGAUUAUUAUCAGUAUAAUUAUGUUAUGCCAACCAUAUCAGUAAUUGUGAUUAUAGGCACAACUCAGAAUAGGAGUUAUUAGGACAAUUGUUUUGCUGGUAUUAAACUGAAAUAUAGAGUAAGGGACAAUUUUUUGUUUGAAUGUCUUCCUCAACUGCAUAUGUCUGUGACUAAAAUCCUAAUUGAAUGGUUAUGUUGAGACUUUGCACUGCAUAUUUGGUUAACGCUUAUCACUAGCUUUAAACAUAUCCUUUUGAUGUUGGGAUAGAUGUAGCUUUAUAGUUUGAACAUGUGAACACAGUGUGUGCAAUAAUUAAAUAUUAAGUAGGAUUUAAAAUAUUAAAGUUAAAGCAACUGAAACAGACUAAUGUAAUUACACUUCAAAAGAUUUAAAAGGGAUCCAUCUGAAUAGAAUAAAGAACUGUUCAGUUUCUUUGUGUUCUUGAGUGGAAGCAGGGUUUCAGUACCCUGUGUGUGUAGUCUAUUAAUAAAAUAAGACUAAGGUGUAUUUAAUGUGGAAUGUUGCAGGUGACUACAUGGGACUGGACCAGGGCAGAGAAAAGCUACACUGUGUAUGAGAUCAUGUGUAAAGUUUUGAAGGUAAGGCAACAACUUCUACGACAGAGAUAUGAGUAAAAUAUUUAGAAAGUGCUGAGUAACAAAUCUCAGGGUCUGUGUUUGAAAGACGACACAUUAAAAAGAGAACAGAUCUGUGCUAUGUGUGCUUCAUCACUUUCAUAGAAAGAGUUGUGACAUAGAAGGUGGGGAUAUUCUGUGGCGCAGUGGUCUAAGGCACUGUAUCUCAGUGCUUGAGGCGUCACUACAGACCCCAUGGUUCGAUUCCAGGCUGUAUCACAACCGGCCGGGAUUGGGAGUCCCACAGGGCAGCGCACAAUUGGCCCAGCGUCGUCCGGUGUAGGCUGUCAUUGUAAAUAAGAAUGUGUUCUUAACUGACUUAACUACUACUACUACUAUUACUAUUACUACUACUACUGCUGCUUUCAAGGAGCGGGACUCUAACCCGGACGCUUACAAGAAAUCCCGCUAUGCCCUCCGACGAACCAUCAAACAGGCAAAGAGUCAAUACAGGACUAAGAUUGAAUCGUACUACACCGGCUCUGACGCUCGUCGGAUGUGGCAGGGCUUGAAAACUAUUACAGACUACAAAGGGAAGCACAGCCGCGAGCUUCCCAGUGACACAAGCCUACCAGACGAGCUAAACCACUUCUAUGCUCGCUUCGAGGCAAGCAACACUGAAGCAUGCAUGAGAGCACCAGCUGUUCCGGAUGACUAUGUGAUCACGCUCUCCGUAGCCGAUGUGAGUAAGACUUUUAAGCAGGUCAACAUUCACAAGGCCGCAGGGCCAGACGGAUUACCAGGACGUGUACUCCGAGCAUGUGCUGACCAACUGGCAAGUGUCUUCACUGACAUUUUCAACAUGUCCCUGACUGAGUCUGUAAUACCAACAUGUUUCAAGCAGACUACCAUAGUCCCCGUGCCCAAGGACACUAAGAUAACCUGCCUAAAUGACUACCGACCCGUAGCACUGACGUCUAUAGCCAUGAAGUGCUUUGAAAGGCUGGUCAUGGCUCACAUCAACACCAUUAUCCCAGAAGCCCUAGACCCACUCCAAUUUGCAUACCGCCCCAACAGAUCCACAGAUGAUGCAAUCUCUAUUGCACUCCACACUGCCCUUUCCCACCUGGACAAGAGGAACACCUACGUGAGAAUGCUAUUCAUUGACUACAGCUCAGCAUUCAACACCAUAGUGCCCUCAAAGCUCAUCACUAAGCUAAGGAUCCUGGGACUAAACACCUCCCUCUGCAACUGGAUCCUGGACUUCCUGACGGGCCGCCCCCAGGUGGUAAGGGUAGGUAACAACACAUCUGCCACACUGAUCCUCAACACGGGGGCCCCUCAGGGGUGCGUGCUCAGUCCCCUCCUGUACUCCCUGUUCACCCAUGACUGCAUGGUCAGGCACGACUCCAACACCAUCAUUGAGUUUGCAGACGACACAACAGUGAUAAGCCUGAUCACCGACAACGAUGAGACAGCCUAUAGGGAGGAGGUCAGAGACCUGGCCGUGUGGUGCCAGGAUAACAACCUCUCCCUCAACGUGACCAAGACAAAGGAGAUGAUUGUGGACUACAGGAAAAAAAAGAGGACUGAGCACGCCCCCAUUCUCAUCGACGGGGCUGUAGUGGAACAGGUUGAGAGCUUCAAGUUCCUUGGUGUCCACAUUACCAACGAACUAUCAUGGUCCAAACACACCAAGACAGUCGUGAAGAGGGCGCGACAAAGCCUAUUCCCCCUCAGGAGACUGAAAAGAUUUGGCAUGGGUCCUCAGAUCCUCAAAAGAUUCUACAGCUGCACCAUCGAGAGCAUCCUGACUGGUUGCAUCACCGCCUGGUAUGGCAACUGCUUGGCCUCCGACCACAAGGCACUACAGAGGGUAGUGCGUACGGCCCAGUACAUCACUGGGGCCAAGCUUCCUGCCAUCCAGGACCUCUAUACCAGGCGGUGUCAGAGGAAGGCCCUCAAAAUUGUCAAAGACUCCAGCCACCCUAGUCAUAGACUGUUCUCUCUGCUACCGCACGGCAAGCGGUACCGGAGUGCCAAGUCUAGGUCCAAAAGACUUCUCAACAGCUUCUACCCCCAAGCCAUAAGACUCCUGAACAGCUAAUCAUGGCUACCCGGACUAUUUGCACUGCCCCCCCCACCCCAUCUUUUUACGCUGCUGCUACUCUGUUAAUGAUUUAUGCAUAGUCACUUUAACUCUACCCAUAUGUACAUAUUACUUCAACUACCUCAACUAGCCGGUGCCCCCGCACAUUGACUCUGCACCGGUACCCCCCUGUAUAUAUAGCCUCCCUACUGUUAUUUUAUUUUACUUCUGCUCUUUUUUUUCUCAACACUUUUUUGUUGUUGUUUUAUUUUAGUUUUAAUGCACUGUUGGUUAAGGGCUGUAAGUAAGCAUUUCACUGUAAUGUCUGCACCUGUUGUAUUCGGCGCAUGUGGCCAAUAAAAUUUGAUUUGAUUUGAUUUGAUUUUGAUUUUGAUUUGAUUUGACUUCCCUAGUUAUAUAAUAUAUAAUAAAUAUAUAUAUAUAUUUUCUACAGUUUCUAAGCACAUUGGGUCUUUGCAAGGCUGGAGUUGAACUACUUCUUGACCACUGGUUUCUAUAUAAUAUGUCAGUGCAAAACUCACAAUGGUACUAUUGGAAGCGGUUAUACUUUCUGAAACUCUGGCUGGUAUUUAAUCAAACAAAGCUCAUUUAACUUUUCUGCAAUGCACUUUCACGAUUGUGUUUGCUAUGCACAGCAAUGUGUCUCAGGUGGGUGGAGGGAGUUGACGUUUGAUUUAGAAAUCCUCACUGCAGCGACUGCAGCUCCACCUCUUAAUUUCUCACUCAGCCAGGUUCAUUGUCACAUACUGACUGAUCUGGUCAUUCGACCCAUGUCAUGCACAGUUCUGGUGAUUCCUAUAGUAAGUGUCAACUAUCCCCCUCCUAACAUAACACACUGCAUUACACAUCCGAAACAGCAUUUCUGAACAUGUGAAACAGCUUUUCUGAAAAAGCACAAUGCAUGUUGAUUAAAUUCCAGCCAAUGUCUGUCACAUCCCAUCUGUGUAUAUCUGAGUUCCUUAUCUGCAUACAGUACAGUAUGAGUCGCUCACUGUCCCUUGUGCACAUUGUCAGCAUGACAGCAAGACCUGGGUUCAAAUAAUAUGUGAAACAUUUCAAAAACUUAAGCUGUGCUUGAUUAUGAUUGAGCUUGCCAGGGCCAAUGAAACCAAUUUAAAUAGUCAAAAAAUGCAAACCCUGCCCAUCCGGCAUUCCAGACAGGUUCAAUCAAACUACUCAAAGCAUUUGAAAGAAAACAAAUACCAUUUGAACCCAGGUGUGAUGGCAGGUAUGACUAACGUGGUUCUCUCAGGACAGUGACCUCUUGGACAAGCGGAAGCACUGCUUCAGCAUUCAGACGGAGUGUGGGGAGGACAUGUUCUACAGCGUAGAGCUGGAGUGUGAGCUGCUCAUCUGGGAAAAAGCCUUUCAGAUGGCUACUUUCCUGGAGGUGGAGAGAAUACAGGUAUGCAAUAAAUGAGAGGCAGCACAUUUCCCUAAACCAAUUUCAUGGUGGGGUACAUUGCCCUCAAAGCAACAUCCAGGCUCUCUGUCAUCAAAAUUGUCACUUGAAACCAAUCAAACUAUUUGAGGUGGGGGUGGGAGUGGGGCAGAGCUAGGCGGGAGGCACAUCCUGCCUAUACAAUGGUAGGGGAAACACUGAAAAGUGGUUAAGAGAAGCCGUGACAUACUGUACUAUACAGGCCCAGCCUAGUCAUCCUCUCACAACUGAUUUAUGUCCAGUUGGCAUGUUUAACGGAGCUGUGGAAGGUUAUGCUGUCUAUUAUAUAUGCAUCUUGUGACUAACGUCAUGCACUGUUACCUCUCCACAGUGUAAAACAUACGCUUGCAUCAUGGAGAGCCACCUGAUGGGGCUGACCAUAGACUUCAGCAUGGGCUUUGUCUGCUUCGAUGCUGCUUCAAAAGUAAGUUACGUUACUGGUAUAUCAACGUUAAUUUGUGCUGAAGUCAUACAUAUAGAUGAAGGAUACGUAGACAAUAACACUGAGUUUCUCUAGCGUUACUUUAAAAGUAGAAGUAACCAUGAUGCCAUUACAAUGUUUUACCAUUCAAAUCUACUCUGUGGUGUUCCUAACUUAUUCUGCACUGUGUGCAUUUUGAUAGACUGAGCACAUUUGUUUUGAUGGCUGGUCCCCUCCAGCCCAAAUUCCUUAUAUUCUGCCUGCAGUUGACUUUGGCCUUUUACCAAGUCUGAGUGCCACAAUAACUAUUCCACUAGAACUCAUAAUGUGGACGAACAGGACGCAUCGACAGUUAUAUUGUUCCCUGUGUUUCUUGGCCUAAUUCCUACACAGCAAAGCAAGUGUUUUUUCUCUCCCCAGAGAGUCUCACAGCAGCCUAGCCUACUGCUGAGAGGCAGGGUAUUGUUUACCAAAACAAGCGUGAAAGUACAAUUCAUAUUUAAACUGCAAUUGUAAAACAAUACACAUGGUGGGGAAUGUUUAAUAAUUCAAUCAGAUAGAAAACCGGCUUUGUCUUGUGCACUCAGUGUUCAGAUCUGUGUGAAGCCCCUAGGGGAAAAAGUUGUUGCUUCCAAUUGUAGGUUGUGUACAUGGAAGUCUUGUUUUGUAUGGAAUGUGUACUAUGUACAUUAGUUUUAUAUUGCCAAAGCUUUUACAUGUGCAAAUUCCUUUUCAAGGGCAAAUAAAGUUCCUUUCUAUUCAUGACGAAGUCAGACAGACUGUGACACAGAGGCAGAGCUCAUUGUCUAUUGAUACAGAUUAAAACCUACCUAUCCCAUGUUGAAAAUGCAGGCAUCUGAUUUAGAACAAGGUGCUGUGCGUUGUCUAGACAGGCCCAACAAAAUGGUUGACAAUUAGGAGGAAGUGUAUCAUCACUCGUAGAUUCAAAUCAUCAUUAACAACAGGACAUUGACGCUCAUCAUCCAAGGUUAUGAACUUGCACCGUCUGGUACAUUUGCAAUUAAUUAGGAAAAAAACAUGAUGGGAAUAAUUUUGUUGUGGAAAAUCAGAAUGAGAUUAGACCACAAAUGUUAUUAGAAUGAAAUAGAUAAGAUAACAGCUAGUAAGAGAAGGUAAUGUCCUUUAUAAACCAUCUCCAACUGUAUUUACUUCCUCUAUACAGGCAGUGCUGUGGAGAUACAAAUUCUCCCAACUGAAAGGAUCGUCUGAUGACGGGAAGAGCAAGAUCAAAUUUCUGUUCCAAAAUCAGGACAAUAAAGCUAUUGAAGCCAAGGUAACAAUCCUAUGCUGUAUCUCUGAUUUAAAUGAAAUUAGCCAAUAGUGAUAUAUUUGAUCAUGCUUUCUUUGACCAUAGUCAGCCGAUACCAAUUAAAACCCAUAAAUAAUGCAUAAGAAAUGUUAAUUAAUUAAUUAUUAUCCGAAAACAUUAAUAAGUUAGUGUCUAUCUUUUGUUUCACAGGAGCUGGAAUUUUCUAACCUCUUUGCCGUGCUGCACUGUAUCCAUGCAUUCUUCGCUGCCAAAGUUGCUUGCCUGGAUCCGAUGUUUGUGGAGAGCCAAGGUGCUGCGACUACCGCUGGGGGGGUUUCCAUGCUCACCAGUGUCUCCUGUAAUACACAGACAUCCAGAAUCAAAUACUCCAUCUGACAGAGCCUGCUCACCCCCUCUCCUCCCCCCUCUCUCCCGAGUCCC
Messenger RNA from Coregonus sp. 'balchen', 6744 nucleotides. NCBI's taxonomy places the organism in Eukaryota, Metazoa, Chordata, Actinopteri, Salmoniformes, Salmonidae. The record is from the annotation of a GenBank genome assembly.